Rotaria sp. Silwood1 is the source of this 435-nucleotide messenger RNA. Lineage: Eukaryota; Metazoa; Rotifera; Eurotatoria; Philodinida; Philodinidae. The record is from the annotation of a GenBank genome assembly.
AUGACAAGUGAAACAUUUAAAACGGUUUUUCUUGCUAGUUGUGGAGGUGACUAUAAUAUAUUUGGUACUCUACCAUAUUAUUUUAGAAUGAAAUCUUCUGGAAAUUAUGAUGUUACACUUAUCAAUUAUACUUUCACAAAACAUAAUCUUUUAUCUAAAUACAGCCAACAAUUAACAAAAUUACUCUUUCGUGUUGAUCCAAGAACGGACGUCAGCCGACUGACCGAUAAUAUCUAUUUUCCUAAACAACGUCUUGCUAAUGAACUUCGAAUGCCUAUUUAUGCGUUCUUAUGUGAUCAUGAUGAAACACGUAUUGAUUUAAUCGUCGAAGCCUAUAAAUAUUUAAUACAAGAACGUACUAUUGAUGAACUCGUCUUGAUUGAUGGUGACUCAGAUGUUUUAUUAACAGGCAAUGAACAACAAUUGGAUAAAUAA